Molecule: messenger RNA, 1580 nt
Organism: Bombyx mandarina (wild silkworm)
Lineage: Eukaryota; Metazoa; Arthropoda; Insecta; Lepidoptera; Bombycidae
Molecular function (GO): protein binding
Source: RefSeq, a predicted model, not a curated record
UAUUCGUGCUGUAUCCACGUUAUCGAACGGACGACGUGCGCGAAAGAAUAACUCGAUCAAACGAUACAUUGUACUCGCCGAUACUUCGCGUUAAACUGGUCGUUUUUAUCUUAUCGUCUACGUGAACACGCCCGAUAAUAUGGUUUGUUUCGUCAAUCCAUGCAUCAUUGUUCCAUUUUAAUGUGAAAACGUUGGAACAUGAUUACAACAAGAGAAAAGGAAGAUUAAUAAAAAAAAAUGCGAGUAACAAUUUUUAAAGUGAAAUCUUGAUUACAAAUAAUGGCGUUGAGGUUUUUUAUCUUUAUUGCAUUUUGUAUUUCGUUUGUGCUCAGUGAGUUUUGUCCAAAACAAUGUGACUGUGAUAUGUCUAAUGGGUUGAACAGAGCUAUUUGUGUUGACCAAAACAUUAUCGAUAUAAACGUUGGAGUAUCCAAAGCUGUUCAAGUGUACAGCUUGAAGCACAAUGUUAUCAGCGAACUAGACAAUUUUUGUUUUAAGGAAUCCGGCUACACGGCCUUGAAACUUUUGGAUAUAUCGUAUAAUUUGAUAUUCUGGAUAGGAUUACAUGCCUUUUCAGGGCUUGAAAAGUUAAUCUACUUAAAUCUUAGUAACAACAGACUGAGAUAUAUACCAUCCGAUCUUUUCUGGGACACACCGCAGCUUGAACACCUUGACCUUUCUUCGAACGUUUUCGAGUCGUUAAAGAAUGAGCCGUUCAUAAUGCACACAAAAUUGCAGAUAUUAAAUCUAAAUAACUGUAGAAUCAGAUCAUUACCAGAGAGAUUGUUUACGAGAUUGCCAAAUUUAAAGAAACUGGAUAUUAGUGAAAAUUACGUGGUUAUUUUAAGUGAAAACGUCUUAAAGCCUCUAAAUAAACUAGAGCGAUUAGAAAUGUGGAGCGCGUAUUGGCAGUGUUCUCCAGAUUUCAUUGCCAUCGAGACAUGGAUCAAAUCAAAGGGCAUCAAUUAUCAGAACCAGUGUACAAAGGGACCUAAAAGAUCAGAAAAGAUUAUAUCAACUGUGAGUCUUGAAAAAGCGCCAGUCGAUUUGAGCACAGUGUGGAAUACGACAGUAAAUAAAAACGAGACUACAAAAGUAACGGAAUCGAAACGCCCCUUGACGCCCCUGGAAAAGUUCGAUAGGGAAUUCUCUGCGAUUCAAGCUCUCGUUAUGGGCCUAGAAAUGGGUUUAGCUAUCGGCAUAGUCGGAACGUAUGUCUGGCUGCGACGAUUCUUUUCUUGUGCUCGUUUUAGCUGUCGAGCGAACGUGAGGCGUCGAACUCGCAGACUGCAGCGUUCCGAUGCUGAAAUGAGAGCGAAUUUACUUUGGAGUACCAUCAUCAAUCCUGAUGUGGAAACUCCACCGACGGCCCCUAAUAGAAGACCACCUGGUGGCGUCUCUAAUACGACCGAUGGAGCCCGACACGCAGACGCCAUCCGUGUCCCAAACAGAUCCGAGACUCCACCACCACCAUACAAUGAAUGCUGCAUCAAUAUAUAAUUAAGAGGGAUAAAUUAUUUUAGUUAAGUUUAUUGUGAUAUUAUUUCAUGUUUUAUUUUUUUAUUAAAUUGAAAUUUAAC